This is a messenger RNA of Vitis vinifera (wine grape), 540 nucleotides long. RefSeq names its product putative GEM-like protein 8. The record is from RefSeq and is a predicted model, not a curated record. The transcript has 3 exons. Lineage: Eukaryota; Viridiplantae; Streptophyta; Magnoliopsida; Vitales; Vitaceae. The coding region runs from base 1 to 540 and encodes 179 amino acids.
AUGGGGUUCUUUCAAAUUGCAGAUAAAGUGGAUAGAAUGAAGAAUAUGAUGAACAAACAUGGACAAAAGGCUGAUAAUUUUGUGCAUGGGAUCAGAGAGCAUCUAAGAAUAGGUUCCACGCUCUCUGAAACUGUGAAAGGGAAGUUGAGCAUGGGGGCCAGGAUCCUUCAAUUAGGAGGAGUGAAGAGAGUUUUCAAGCGAAUUUUCGGUAUUGGAGAAGGAGAGAAGCUGUUGAAGGCUUCUCAAUGCUACUUAUCCACAACAGCAGGCCCUAUAGCUGGCCUCCUCUUUAUCUCUACUCAAAGGGUUGCCUUUUGCAGUGAGAGAUCAAUCAAAAUUUCCUCUCCAAAUAGUGAAUUGGUCUCCAUCCCACUAAGAAACAUAAAGAGAGUCAACCAAAGUGCAAAUGUGAAAAUGCCAUCACAGAAAUACAUGGAAAUAGUUACUAUCGACAACUUCGAGUUCUGGUAUAUGGGGUUCUUGAAUUAUCAGAAAGCUUUCCACUGUCUUCAACAGGCACUCUCUCAAUCUCAAAUAUGA